Messenger RNA from Nelumbo nucifera (sacred lotus), 1520 nucleotides. Its product is annotated as calmodulin-binding protein 25-like. Gene Ontology annotation, biological process: response to osmotic stress. Lineage: Eukaryota; Viridiplantae; Streptophyta; Magnoliopsida; Proteales; Nelumbonaceae. Gene Ontology annotation, cellular component: nucleus. Gene Ontology annotation, molecular function: calmodulin binding. The record is from RefSeq and is a predicted model, not a curated record.
UCAUUUCUCCUCUCUCUCUUCCCUCUCUCUCCUCUUUCUGCGCUUCUUCUCUCGCUUAUUCCUUCUCUUUCUCUCUCUUUAUAUACUGUCUCAUACACUCCCCUGCUGCUCAUCUUCUCUGGUUAGCUCUCGUCGGAGAGUGGAGUGAUUUCCUUCGACUCUUAGUCGUUCAUUGAGCUUUGUUCUGAAGUUUCUUCACGCAAAUUCUCCUUAGAUUCGUUUCGAUUUGAGGUAUUUCCUCUGGGUUUUACACUGCUUUCAUAACAGUUCUCAGGCUCUGUAAUUCAUCUCAGCUUCGUCGAAUUAUCAACUACUUUCUAUUCUCUCUGUUUUCCGCGCUUCAUAGCUUGUCGAAUCCCUUCUUCCCCUGGCUUCCGGCUUUACUUGUACCCUCCUUUAGAUCUACGUAUUUCAAGUGUCUAACCAGUUCGAGUACAACUAGCUUCCCGCCAUAAUCAGCAAAUUCGUUGAUUUUCUGGUGAAUUUUGUCCAAGUAACGGAACUAUGCAGUGAGAAGUUCUUUAUUUCUGUCAUUUCUGUUUCCGCUUGGAAUUGCACUCGAAUCGCGACAAGGCGAGAAAGAUAAAGGGAGUACGAGAAGAUGGCAUCUUCUGAUAACUUGGCCAGCCUCGAGCCGUGGACUUUCCGGACCUUCACCGACUCGUGGGUCUCCGACGCUUUCCUCCGUGACACCGAAACCCUAACCAAGGCUCUGCAGAAGUCUCUCUCCAACGACUCCGACACGCUAACAGUAGCAGGAGAUACCAACUCGGCCGCUUCAAUCUUCAACCUCAUCAAGCCCGAAACCGUGCCAACACCAACGGGCUCAGGAUCGGAGCCCGAAAUGGCCACGAAACGCCGGAACACGGCCCCCGCCGCCACCGGAAAGAUCUCAAAGCGCAAGUCCCGGGCGUCGAAGCGGUCUCCCACUACCUUCAUCACGGCCGACCCCGCCAACUUCCGCCAGAUGGUGCAACAGGUCACCGGCGUCCGGUUCGGCAAUUCGCCCGUCCCCGGUCCCAUCCUUAAACCAGAACCCCAACGUCCCGGUACCCGGUUGCAGGGCUGCUUGCCGACUCUCGACACGUCGGCGUUUCUGUUAGAUCAUCACCAGCAGCAGAACCAGAUGGUGGGUCCAACCUCCAUGCCCCAGGCCCACGUCUCGUUUGCGCCGGUGGCAAACGGUAGCACAGGUUUAGAUUUCGACGCCUUCCAGAGCUUCCCGACUCUGGAGUCGUGGAGAGUAAUGUAAAAACAAAAAAAAACAAAUCAAAAGCUGUUAUCUGACUUUUGUCUUUUUUUUAUUUUUCUUUCGUUUUUUCGUCCUUUAUAAAUAUAUUUCCGGCACUUUUUUGUUCAUGUUCUUUUUUUUUUCAGCUAGUAACCUGUAAUUUUCAGCCGCUUUGUAAUAGGGGAUCGGGGGUUCUGUUAAUACUUUUGCACCUAGUCAGGGGUGUUUUAGGAAUCAUCUUUUCUAUCAGGCGCAUAUGAGCAAUAUAUUAUAAAUUGAUCUUUCUCCA